AUGAAACGAAGUCAUAAGUUGUUAGCUUUAGCUAACAAAAAUUAUAUGCCAUUAACAAAAUUCAAAACAAAACCUACUGUAAGUAAUGAAGUAUUAAAUACUAAUGAAAGCUAUUUAGAAAACUGGACGGUAAAUGAUGACAACGUUGAAAUUGAUUUAAAUGCUAUUAAUCAAAUUAGAUCAGAUGUAAAUUUAAACAAAGAUAAUCUAAACGGUGUUAACAUUAACGAUUUUGAUAUUGUAUUUGAAGGAACCAUUACCAAUGAUUGUAAUAGUUUUUUAAAAGAGGUUAGUUUAAAUGAAGAGAAUAUAGUUAUUGAACCAAAUGCUUUUCCUGACACUUUUGAUGAGAUUGUCAUAAAUAAUGACAGCAAUGUAUUUGAACCAAAUAAUAUUUCUGAUAUUCUUUUGAAUAAUGUACAAUUGGAAGGUAAUAAUGACAAUUUGAAGCAAUUUUCUCGUAGUUCUAAAAAACUACAAACAAAAAAUAGAGUUGCUGGAACAUCUUAUAUUAGUUAUAAAUUAGUUGAUGGAAAUCUAACUAAAAAGUGUGUAAUUGAUAGUCGAGAAAUAAAACCUAGGUGCAAACAUUCUGAAAAAGUUCAAAAAACAAAAAACACUUUUAUGUGUGGACUUUUUUCUGAAGAGGACAGAAAGCGUUUAUUCAAACAGUUCUGGUCAUUUAAGACUUGGGACGAAAAAAAAGGUUAUGUCAGAGGUCUAGUGCAGACAAGAGAAAUUGUAAGAAGAAGAAAAUUAAAAAAGAAUAAGAUACUAAAAAAAAAGGAGAGUAAAAAUAUUGCAUUACCUUUGGGUACAGAAAAAAGAAAAGUCUGCAGACAUUUUUUUUUAAGUACACUUUGUCUGGGUGAAAACAGCUUUAAACGUUGGACAAAAUCAUAUGAACUUGUAACUGAUUCGGAAACAGAAGCUGAUGAGUUACCUGAUAGUAAAACAAAUAAUUCUCAAGGUACAACUAAUAACAAUUCUGAACUAUUAACAGCACCUAGAAAAAUUAAAAAGAAAGAGAUGGUAAUCAAAAUUAAGGAAUGGAUUGAAUUAUUGCCUAAGGUUCCUAGCCACUAUUGUAGGAAAUCAACCUCCAAAAUAUAUGUAGAGUCAACUUUUUUUUCACUGUCAGAUAUGUUUAGAGUAUACAGUGCUUGGAUUAUUGAACAGGGGUUUUUAUCAGCUUCAAAAACUUUAUUUCUAAAUACAUUAAAAUCAGAAAAAAUAUCAAUUCAUAAACCAAGGAAAGACCAGUGUGAUGUUUGCUGUGGUCACAAACAUGGUACUAUUGAGGAAAAUGAGUAUAAUGCUCAUUUAGAAAGGAAAACUUUAGCUCGAGAAGAAAAAAACCGUCAAAAAAGUUUGGCUAGUAAUACCAAAAUUGUUAUUACAAUGGACUUGGAAAGUGUACUUUUAUGCCCACUUACUAAUGCAUCAGCAAUGUACUAUAAACAAAAAUUGCAAGUACACAAUUUCACUAUUUAUAGAUUACAUGAUCAUGAUGUUACUCUUUAUGUAUGGCAUGAAAGCAAUGGACAUGUAACAGCAAAUGAAUUUACAUCUUGUAUUAUAGAUUACAUAUCCAAUUUAUCUACUGAAGUCAAUGAAGUAACCUUAAUAUCUGAUGGCUGCAAUUAUCAAAAUCGAAAUAAAACUUUGGCUUCAGCUCUUAGUAUGGUUGCUAAAAAAAAAAAUAUAAUCAUAGAGCAAUUAUAUUUAACUAAAGGGCAUACAAUGAUGGAGGCGGAUAGUGUUCACUCAACAUUAGAGAAGAUUUUUAAACCUCCAAUUUAUUCUCCUUCAGAUUAUAUUGCUAGAAUGAGACUUGCCAGACCAAAACAACCAUAUAAUAUUAAAGUACUAAAUUUUGAUUUUUUUUUUAACUAUGAUAAAACAUGCACACUGAAUUCCUUACGUCCUGGUAAAAAAGUAGGUGACAGGGUCGUUACAGACAUAUGCAGAAUUUUGUAUUGUUCAAAUGGGAAUAUAUUUUUCAAGACUGACUUCACAGAUAACUGUGGAAAUGCUAAUGAUUGGGAAUGUUUAGCUGAGAUAUCAAACUGUAAUCGUGUAUCAAGAUCAAACUCAAACUCUAGUGAGCUUAUACCUUUAUAUAAUAGUCCAUUACCUAUAACUAAAGGAAAGUAUGAUGAUUUACAAUCAUUAAAACCAAUUAUAGAAAAAGAUCACUAUCCAUUUUAUGACAACUUACCGCAUACAAAUGACCAGAAGAAGAAAAAAACAAUUUAG
Macrosiphum euphorbiae (potato aphid) is the source of this 2259-nucleotide messenger RNA. NCBI's taxonomy places the organism in Eukaryota, Metazoa, Arthropoda, Insecta, Hemiptera, Aphididae. The record is from the annotation of a GenBank genome assembly.